CAAAUUCCAAAUGCAAAUCAUAUAGUAUGAGAAGAUGUCCUGCAAGAAGGGCAACAAAGACAAAGGGCAAGUCCAGAAGGUGGUCAUUCCAAAAGGAAUGAUUAAUCCGGGCGAAACAACUAUCAUCGAGAUCCCGUCCGCACUGCAGAAGCAACCAAUUGUUGUCGCUAAGCGCAAGACGUCAAUGGAUGAAAUGAACCCCGCAGUUAAAAAGUGCUGUGGCAAGAAAAGCAAGAACAAGGAAGGACAAGGCUCUAAUAAAGGACAUUACGAUGCAGCAAAGGGGACAGGAAACAAACCCGCUGACUUGGACGCAACUGAGCGAAAAGAACGCGAGCAAUUUUUACGAGACCUCGAAGAAUUUCAGCGAGCACGCCGGAAACUACUUUCCAACGCAUCGUUUCUAGCAGGAGAAAAAGCCGCCAACAAAACCAAAUAAGCUCAAAAUAUAUUGUGUCCAUGCAUAUUUGAUAUAUCAUAGAAUCAUAUUUGUUACAUAAAUUUCAUAAAACAUUA
Molecule: messenger RNA, 516 nt
Organism: Dalotia coriaria
Lineage: Eukaryota; Metazoa; Arthropoda; Insecta; Coleoptera; Staphylinidae
Exons: 3
Coding region: 35-439 (134 amino acids)
Source: RefSeq, a predicted model, not a curated record